This is a messenger RNA of Closterium sp. NIES-65, 2055 nucleotides long. The record is from the annotation of a GenBank genome assembly. NCBI's taxonomy places the organism in Eukaryota, Viridiplantae, Streptophyta, Zygnematophyceae, Desmidiales, Closteriaceae.
AUGAAGGGGAAGCAAUGCGAGUGCCUUUGGUGCGAGAAAAAUUCUGCCUUUAGUAGUAGCCGGUGCACCGCGCAUCUCGCCAAAUGGAACGACACGAACGUGCGCCGCGAUGCCGGGAUCGUUUGCGCGAAGGUUCCUAAGCGCGUUUCCAACAAAAUUCGCAACGAGAAGGAGUCGAAGAUUACGGCGCGCAAGGAUAAGGAGAGGGCGAUGGAUGCGGCGCUCAAUGCAGUCCAAGGCGGAGCGGGACCGAAGGCAAAGAAGGGGCGGAUGGAGGAUUGGUACGACGAGGGGGGGAUUACGGCGAAGCGUGCGGCGGACGAUGCGAAUUGCCUCUGGAUUGCGGGGACGCGCACGGCGGAGUCUAUGUGCGAGCACCCCCUCUUCCUCAACAUGCUCCGCGCCGUCAACGCCGCCGGACACGGCUACGUCCCCCCCAGGCGUGGCGUCGUUGGAGGCGCGGGGCCACUGGCGUGCAAGCAGCAGAUUGAGAAGGGGUUGGUGCCCAUUACGAGGACUUGGAAGGAGAUUGGCGUGACGAUCGCCAGCGACAUGAUGAGAGACAAGAGCGGGUGCGUGCAGAUGAACAUCAUCUGCAUCAACGCCGAAGGCGCGGUUUUCCAGGAGGCGGUCGACUGCAAGGCGGAGACAAAGACUGGAGCUUUUAUCGUGAGCGUCCUGCAGCCGAUCAUCGAGAAGGUUGGACCAGAGCACGUCGUCGCGAUUUGCACGGACGGUGGCAGCAACUACGUGUCCGCCGGCAAGCAGCUGCAGAAGAAGUACCCGCACAUCGAGAUCGUCCCCUGCGCCUCUCAUGUGCUCGACCUGCUGUUGGAGGACUUCGGCAGCAUGGAUUGGGCGCAGGAGGUCAUGCCAGUUGCGACCGGCAUGAUCUCAUUCGUGCGCAGCCACACGUGGACGCGUGCCUUCCUGCGGUGUCCGGAGCUGCACGGCGAGAAGAAGUCGCUGCAGCCGCUGCGACCGGCGGGCACGCGCUUUGGGACGCAGUACAUUGCGGUUUCACGUCUGCGUGAGAUUCGCCCGCAGCUGACUACGAUGGUGACGCAUAUGGACUGGGAGGAGAAGGGGAGGAUGCAGCUGACUGGCAAAACCUUUGAGGUGACAGUAUUGGAUGUGGAGUGGUGGAAGAAGGUGGAUACCUUCGUCAAGGUGAUGGAGCUGCCGUACAAGGUGAUGAGGAAGACGGAUGGGCCGGCGAAGGGGAUGAUGGGGGCAAUGUACGACAUGAUGUUGCAGCUGACGGUCGACUUGGGGAAGCUGCUGGAGAGUGCGGAUUGCCAGCUCAGCAAGGAGGGUAAGGAGGGUUUGCAGGAGCAUUUGAGGCGGCGUUGGGACGAGAGUUUGGCCUGCCCUCUUCACGUGGUAGGCCGGAUUCUGAACCCGGUCAACCAGGAGGAGGGGAUUUACCUCAAAGACAAGGAGUGCACCAGGGUGAUGAAGGGCUGGCUGCAACGCUCGAGGGCUUUGGUCGACAAGUACUGGAAGAAGGACGGCGAGACGAACGGAACAAUGAAGGCGCUGCAGGAGGGGAUGCUGGCGUACAUUGAGUGCAAGGGGUCCUUUGGGUCGAAGGAGGCGAUAGAGGGGCGUGAGGAGCUGAAGGCAGGGAAGGGGGACAUGGUGACGUGGAGGAAGGUCAAUGGCUGGGAGUAUAGGGAGCUGGCAGGCCUUGCGUGCCGUGCGGUGGCACAGGCCGUUUCCGCUUCUCCGUGCGAGCGAGGAUGGGCAGUGUGGGAUGGGGUGCACAUGGCGCGUAGGAACAGGCUGGGGUCGGAGAAGGUGCGCGACCUGGUGUUCGUGGCGCACAACUGGACGGUUGUGCACGGCCACCACCAGGGUGCAGCUGGUGGUGCAGGACCAAGUGGGGAAGUCAGGAAGGUGGGGGUAGUGGAGGGAAACAUCCCCACCCCUCCCCUCCCCAAGGGAUACAAGUUGGAGGAGGAUGGGGAGAGGGAGGUGGACGAGGACGACCCGUUCUGCGUCCUACAUCUGGACGCAUGCGUCCAAGACGCAGGACACGUCUUCCGCAACUAA